This is a messenger RNA of Puccinia graminis f. sp. tritici CRL 75-36-700-3, 591 nucleotides long. RefSeq lists its product as uncharacterized. Gene Ontology annotation, biological process: intracellular calcium ion homeostasis. Gene Ontology annotation, cellular component: endoplasmic reticulum membrane. The transcript has 4 exons. The record is from RefSeq and is a predicted model, not a curated record. The coding region runs from base 1 to 591 and encodes 196 amino acids. NCBI's taxonomy places the organism in Eukaryota, Fungi, Basidiomycota, Pucciniomycetes, Pucciniales, Pucciniaceae. Gene Ontology annotation, molecular function: P-type ion transporter activity.
AUGUCUCAACCAGGAAUGGAACGGAGGAGCGGUUUAGUGUGCCAAAUGUGUUUCAAAGAGGCCAAGGUCACACCGCCGGGAGGAACCAAGGAGCAGCCUCAGGGGAGCAUCUUGAACACUUAUGUUGUGGCUACUGUCCUGGGACAAUUCAUGUGUCAUUUAGCAGCAUUGAUCUACAUUACAGGACUUUGUGAAACAACAUCACUACACACCAAAGAAAUCAAUCUGGAUGCUGAGUUCAAGCCAAGUCUAUUGAACAGAGCAAUUUACUUACUCUCGACCUGCCAAAGCUUCUCCACCUUUGCGGUGAACUUCCAAGGCCAACCGUUCCAGAAAGACAUCAAGGAGAACAAGCCGCUGUUGUAUGGCUUGCUUGUAGCGGCUGCAGUGGCCUUCUGCGGGGCUAACAACUUUGUUCCUGAGGCGAACGGCUGGCUCCAAUUGGUGGACAUGCCUACCAGCUUCCAGAUGCAGUUAUGUAUAGUCAUGUGUAUGGACUUUCGCGGCGCAAUGUUGGUGGAGUUGAUUGUGAAGUUCCUGUUCUCAGAUGUUUGGCCGAAAGGGAUGGUCAUCAAAGGGAUUGAGCGUUGA